Molecule: messenger RNA, 3934 nt
Organism: Orcinus orca (killer whale)
Lineage: Eukaryota; Metazoa; Chordata; Mammalia; Artiodactyla; Delphinidae
Gene: ARHGAP36
Product: Rho GTPase activating protein 36
Exons: 17
Coding region: 1383-2882 (499 amino acids)
Biological process (GO): signal transduction
Source: RefSeq, a predicted model, not a curated record
GGAAAGAAAGAGGAAUUGCAUUUUGCCAAGUUCUGGAAGCUAGAAGUUCAAAAUCAAGGUGUUGGCAGAGCCAUGCUCCCUAUGGGACUCUUUCUUGGCAGGUGUUAACAGCUCCAAUCUACAGAUGAGAAAACUGAGGUUCUGAGAGAUGAAGUAACCUUCCCAAGAUCACAUAGCAAGUAAGAGUACUGGACUGGAGCGAACCAGACAGUCUUCAUGAAUUCAGCACCAGCCUAAGGAGAGCUCCCAGAACUGGAGGUGGUGAGGUGCUUAUGAGCCUAGAGUAAUUAAAGAUUUUGAGGUGUCAACAAAGCAGGUAAUUAGGUGGAGAAGGUAUCAGCUGUCUGAGAGACAAAGAAAGUAAUUAUGCUGAGCACUCUUGGCGCUGUCAGUAAACUCCAAAGAAAGAUUUGUUGGGAAGUGAUACUGUUUGAUAGAGACUUCAAUGCCUAGCAGAAAUGAGGGACUCUUGGUGAGGCUGCCUGGAACAGGAGAAAGGUUUAGGGAGCUUGGCAAACCUGGAUUCAAAUACCAGCUCUGCCUCCCACUGGCUGUGUGACCCUGGAGAAGUUACUUAACUCCUCUGAGUUCGAUUUGUGAUGUGCAAAAUAUUGAUAAGUCAUAGCUCUAAUUACCUCAUUAGGUCAUUGUGAAGACUCAAGGAGAUAAUGCAUGUAACAGCACUAGCACCAUGCCUGGUAUACAAUAAGUGCUUAAUAAAUGGUAACAUUAUUAUCAUGAUCACUAUUAUUAUUCUUACUAUAUACCAGGCAUUCUCUACAGGAGCCCAGAGUUUAAAAGGAGAGACAAAUAAUCGCAGUUAUGUAUGUUCGUGUCAUGAGAAGUAUGAAGAGGGUAACUAUGAUGGCUCAAAGGAGGGAGCCCUCAACUGGGAGGGAGGGGUACAGAAAAGCAGAGAAAGUUUUGUGACUCCUGAGUUAGGUCUUAAAAAAAUAAGUAGGAGUUUGUCACGAGGCCCAGGGGGAAAGGGAUUGCAGGCAAGUGUAUCUGCCCACACAAAGCCAAAGAGGUGUGAAACAGCCGAGCCUUGAGCUAAUAGUUGGGCUUUGCUGGGCACGAACUGGGAUCUCCUGGGGGAGGGGGGGAAUCAGUGACCAAGAAUCUUUCCAGUUUAUUCCCACCAGCCCCUGAACCGCGCCUUAGGCGCCCUACCUGGCCAAUCACGUGCGACGCCCUCCUCUUCUUUCCUCUAAGCAGUCAGAGAUGGACAGCGGGUGAAGGAGAGGAGGAGGAAGAGGACUUCCGCCUGAGGCGGCGCAUUGUGUAAAGCGCCUUGCGGUGCAAAGUGCACAAGCUUCGGAGUCGGUACAGUGAACGUCCUGGGAGGAGCCCCAGGACACAACCCGGACCGCAGGACCAAGAUGAUCUCAAUACACAGCCUCUCCGAGCUGGAGCGUCUGAAGCUGCAAGAGACUGCUUACCACGAACUCGUGGCCAGGCAUUUCCUCUCUGAAUUCAAACCUGAAAGAGCUCUACCUAUUGACCGUCCAAACACCUUGGAGAAGUGGUUUCUGAUUCUGAGAGGACAAGAGAGGGCGGUAUCACUCAAGACGUUUGGCAUUCGACUGGAAGAGGUGCUGGUGAACGAGCUUACCCGCCGCAAGCAACUUGAACUGAGAGCCACGAUGCAGAUUGAAGAAGCCACCCGUCAGGCUGCGGGCCGUCGUCGGGGAAACGUGGUGCAAAGGAUGUUUGGCCGCAUCAGGCGCUUUUUCAGUCGCAGGCGGGCUGAGCCCUCCUUGCCCCGGGAGUUUACUCGCCGUGGGCGUCGAGGUGCAGUCUCUGUGGAUAGCCUGGCUGAACUGGAGGACGGGGCCCUGCUGCUGCAGACCCUGCAACUUUCCAAGACUUCCUUUCCAAUUGGCCAGCGACUUCUGGGAUCCAAAAGGAAAAUGAGCCUCAAUCCGAUUGCCAAGCAAAUCCCCCAGGUUGUUGAGGCUUGCUGCAGCUUCAUUGAGAAACAUGGCUUAAGCACAGUGGGGAUUUUCACCCUGGAAUAUUCUGAGCAGAGAGUGCGUAAGCUCCGUGAAGAAUUUGAUCAAGGUCUGGAUGUAGUGCUGGAUGACUCUCAGAACGUGCAUGAUGUGGCUGCACUCCUCAAGGAGUUUUUCCGUGACAUGAAGGACUCUUUGCUGCCAGAUGAUCUGUACAUGUCCUUCCUCCUGACAGCAACUCUGAAGCCACAGGAUCAGCUUUCUGCCUUGCAGUUGCUGGUUUACCUGAUGCCACCUUGCCACAGUGACACCCUGGAGCGUCUCCUGAAGGUCCUGCAUAAGAUCACUGAGAACUGCGAGGACUCCAUUGGCAUUGAUGGACAGUUGGUUUCAGGCAAUCGUAUGACUUCCACCAAUUUGGCUUUGGUGUUUGGAUCUGCUCUCCUGAAGGGGGGGACAUCUGCCAAGAGGGAGUCCAGGAAAACAAAACUGGGGAUUGACCACUAUGUUGCUUCUGUCAGUGUGGUCCGUGCCAUGAUUGAUAACUGGGAUAUCCUCUUUCAGGUGCCUCCCCAUAUUCAGAGGCAGGUUGCUAAGCGUGUAUGGAAAUCCAGUCCUGAAGCCCUUGAUUUUAUCAGACGCAGGAAUUUGAGGAAGAUCCAGAGCGCACGGAUAAAGAUGGAAGAGGAUGCUUUACUUUCUGAUCCAGUGGAAAACUCUGCUGAAGCCCGGGCUGCUGUCCUUGGUCAAAGCAAGCCCUUUGAUGAAGGUUCCUCUGAGGAGCCAGCUGUGCCUCCCGGCACUGCCCGUUCCCAUGACGAUGAUGAAGGAGCGGGUAACCCCCCCAUUCUGGAGCAAGACCGCCCAUUGCUCCGUGUGCCCCGGGAGAAGGAGGCCAAAACUGGCAUCGGCUACUUCUUUCCUUAGAUGUUUUUCCUUCUAUAUGGUGCCAGACAGGGGGAAAGGGUGGGGGUAGACCUGGGAUGUCACAGGAAACAUUAAGGAGAGUCUUGAAGGUAAAGAUCUGAGGGUAAGAAGGAGUUCCACCUGAUGCUCGGGUCAGGCUGUGAAUUCCAAACACACUGCCAGCCCCUUUCCUGGGGAUGCUCGGUCCCUUCAGCUGGUAAAAGUGGAGAUGUUUCUGUGUCAUGCUCAGGCGCCCUGGUGCUACCUUGCCUCUCUCUUUUACCCCUGAUCCUGGCUUUCCCUUACUACAGCUGUUCCUUUAAUUGAUGUGACAUUUGUGGUAAACACCUGUCGCAGAGAAGCUCACAAAUCUCGAGGUGCUUUCCCUCCCCCAAAGAGGAUUGCAUGCUUUUCCUGACUUUCCUACCCUCCUCCUAAGAGCUCAAUUGGAAAGGCCCUCAAGAGGCAUGCUAGGAUGUUAGGUCAGCCUACUGACAGCUGACAAUUAAUGCUAAACCAUGUCACACCAACUCAUAGCCGUGUCCCCGCAGCCACUCCACCGCCUCAGGAUAAUUUUGUCCAAAUUAUUUAGACCAAUGGCUCGUCAAACAGCCACUCCCCAAAUCCUGAGAAACCCAACUAGCUUUUCUGGGGUCAAAAGUUAGAGGAAAAAAAUUGAUUUUAUUACCUAGAUCUGUUUUACAGAUAGCUGGCAGCCACAUCCUGUUGUCAGCAAAACAGCUAGUUAGGUACAAACACAUAGUUCCAAGCAGUAAAAGUCACCUGAUUACAAAUGUUCUUAAAUAUCGUCUCUGUAGUUCCUCUAUGCAGGACGGUACAAAUUUGCGGGACAUGCUCUGGUAACACGCAGAUAUGGGUUAUGUAUGACAUCCAAAAUUAUAGCUGUUAUUGAGGGGUAACAACUGCUAAGGUCCAUAGAAUGAAGAAUGUAUUGUAUUGAGGGUUAGAAAUUGAUCACACAAUGGGUAACAACCGCAGAGCUCGAAGAUUUGUGAUUGUUAAAACUUCUCUGGCAUUUAAUCAUUAAUAAACAUCGUAUUGUGACAGCAGCA